AUGGUGAGCCGCCGAGGAAUAGAAGUAGAUCCAACACAACUCACAGCAGUACAAAAUCUUCGAGCUCCAACUACAAUCAAGGAAGUACAGCGCCUUACAGGAAUGGUGGCCGCCUUGAAUUGUUUCAUUCGAUGCUCUGGAGAUCUAUGCCGACUGUUCUUUCAAGCAAUCAAGACUAGUCGACACAGGUUCGUGUGGACCGAGGAAUGUGAGCUGGCUUUCCAGUCAUUAAAGGAAUACCUUUCCCGUGCUCCGCUCCUCGUUACACCCCUGCCCGAGGAAGACUUGUACCUCUACCUUACUGUUUCAGAUCAUGCCACGAGCGCAACCCUCAUUCGAAAAGAAGGAAUGGAACAUCUGCAUAUCUUUAACUCGAGCAAAAUGAUGACGGACUCUCAGUCAAGGUAUUUGCCUAUGGAAAAAUUAGCAUUGGCUCUUGUUUCAACUAAAACAAGCCUUUUGCCUUACUUUCAAUGCCAUAGGAUUGUGGUCCUCACUGAGUUUCCUCUCGAAGCUGUACUUCGCAAGACGGAUUCAUCGAGUAGGAUUUUGAAGUUUUCUCAGGAUCUGGCCAAUUUUGACAUCCAGUUCGAGCCCCGAACUACAAUGAAGGGACAGGCUUUGGCCGACUUCUUUGUUGAACUUACUCCUAGGUUGCAAGAUGAAGCCAAUGCUCUGGCCACGGCCGCAGAAGAAGCUCGGAUUGCCGACGAAGAGGCUUUUGUGGACUGGAAUAAUCCUCCCCCUGAAUCCUUGCGUGCUCGGUAUACAUCAAGUACGAAAAAGCCUAAGAGAGAAUGGAAGCUCUUUUCAGGAGAUGCUUGGCGAAUGACGGUCGAUGGGGCUUCCAAUGUUAAUGGACCGAGGGCUGGGAUUAUUCUCAUCUCACCAAGUGGCAUUGUUCAUGAGAGUGUGGUUUCCAUCGGAUAUGCGACAACGAAUAAUGAAGCAGAGUAUGAAGCUCUUAUCGCUGGUUUACAACUUGCUCUUCGGCUCGAUGCGGAUUCGGGUCAUGUCUUUUGUGACUCUUGGCUGAUUGUGGGUCAUUUGACUGACGAUUACCAAGCCAAAGAAGGGCGUAUGAAUGCUUAUACAGGUCUUGCUUCGGUUUACAAGACCUCGGGCAGUUGCACCAUUGUAUUUGAUGAAGUUGAAUUCCCGAGCUUCGAGCCAUUAGCUUGUUCGGUCAUGGCAAUUACACUCGGUCCAAGCCAAAUGGAUCCAAUCGUUGCAUACUUGAAGAACCAAGUUCUCCCACUGAACAAACGGGAAGCGCAUAAGAUCCGUUGCCAAGCUGCUAACUAUUUCCUUGAUCCGAACGACAACCUUUACCGAAGAAACUUCACUGGCCUUGACUUACGAGUUGUUCAUGAAGAUCAGGUGGAGAGUGUUUUGAACGAGUUUCACUCAGGAAGUUGUGGGGCACACUUGGGAGAACGGACUAUGGCCCAACGAGCGCUAACCCAGGGUUACUGGUGGUUAAAGAUGGCCAAACAGUCAGAGGAUUAUGUGAAACGCUGUGUUCGGUGUCAGCAGCAAGCGUCACUCAUCCAUCAGCCUACCUUUCCUCUUAAAAUGAUCACCAGUCCAUGCUCAUUCGUGGUCUGGACUUUUGACAUUGUUGGCAAAAUGCCAAAGGCAUCUGGAGGAUUUGAGUACAUGCUUACAGCCACUGAUUUGUUCACUAAGUGA
Messenger RNA from Rhododendron vialii, 1692 nucleotides. RefSeq lists its product as uncharacterized. The transcript has 2 exons. Gene Ontology annotation, molecular function: RNA-DNA hybrid ribonuclease activity; nucleic acid binding. Lineage: Eukaryota; Viridiplantae; Streptophyta; Magnoliopsida; Ericales; Ericaceae. The record is from RefSeq and is a predicted model, not a curated record. Bases 1 to 1692 code for a protein of 563 amino acids.